AUGAAAGUGAGAUGUACACCCUGCACUGAAUGUCGAAAGCAUCGCCGAAAGUGCGUUCGUCCAGACUUGAAUCGUAAAUGCGCCAGAUGUGAAAGGCUUGGCAAAUCAUGUCAACAACCUACGAAUCAAGAUGGUUACUCGUAUGGUCCAUAUAGCGUAGAUGGACAGGUAGAGGAGCAUCAGGAUAUAGAUGCCUUGAAAGAUCAAGUCAAGCAACUGGAAGAAGCUGUCUAUUUUAUGGAGGAGCAACUGCAAUUCUACCGCAGCAAAAGCAGGCAUCUCAUCAGCGACAGCAGCAGCAGCAGCAGCAGCAGCAGCUAUAACAAUCCAUGCCGAGCAACAUGGCCUGCACAGAACGACAGACAGCCCUUAUCAGAACUAUCCAACACCAUGAUUCAAAGCUUAUUUCACAAUUGGAAGGUCAAGAUUGAGAACGGCAAUUUCCAGAUAGAAACAGGGAUUCGAAACAUAAGCGAAUUACUGCAGUUUGAUCCAACGGUGUCUUAUUUAUCACCCUUGGGAGGAAUCCGAAGCAGAUCAACAUCCUCCUCCUUCUCUUCAUCAUCAUCGUCAUGUUCCUCCAGCUACCACAGUGAUGGCGAGGACAUGUCAACUGCGUUUUACAGAGGAUGCAAUGCCAACUUUAUUAUGAGUUUUGGAAAGGAAGGCACUGGCAGUUUGAUCCCAUUCACCAUCAAAAUUCUGACUCGAUGCAUAAAGACAAAGCCUGCCGAGCCACCAUCGACACUGCUGCUGCCAAGCACACUCUUAUUGGACCCGAAUGCGCUGGUAGAUCAGCUCCUGACAAACUACUUUAGCUGUCAUAACGUAUACAACCCACUGGUGCACGAGCCUACUUAUCGAGCGAAACUGGCCACUAUACAAGACCCCUUGACAGACCUUAUCACACUGGGUAUCUGUGCUUACGUCUGCUCAACACCUUGCCGUCAUUUGCAGUAUUCACCUCGAGAAAGGCGCAACAUGGGCGACUAUUUCCAUGCCAAAGCCAGAAGCAUCAUUUUUGAUCAGUUUGACGUGCCCGAGAAGAGAUUGGAAAAUGUGAUUGGCAUCAAUCUACUCAUACAGUACAUGCACAUCACCCUGAAAUUCGCUGAAUGCCGUCAAUUAGUAUCCAUGGCUUAUCAGAUUCUGCUCGAUUUACGACAGGAAUACCCUGAAUACCGAGCCACGGGCCCCAGCGCCUGCUUUGAAAGCUCGCCUCAUUCUGGGCACUAUACCUAUACCAACGACCAGGCGCCUAUCACUGACGUAGAAAAGAUGCUGUUUACUCGACAUGUCACCAUAUCAAUGUCCAUCAGUCGUUUGAUGGACUACAUCGCAGACGAUUUCACAGACAACGAGUGCUUUCACUUUCCAGUGUGGAAAUACGUGGACGAUGAAUGUGAGGAAACCAAAAGAUUUGUGCGAUCGCAAAACUGGAUCGUUAACUUGUACAAUCAUGAGUUUGUGAUGCAUUUUGUGAAACAAAUUCAUCGCGUACAUGUGGGAAGAACUUGUACGCUUAGCUUUGAAUCCAUUGUCAGGAUGGAGGAUGUGAUGAAAGAGUGGGCCAGGUCGAUUCCAGCUGAAUUUCGACUGUGUGAUGAUUUAUAUGACGCAGAGCAAUGCUUCAAAGCAAUAGAUCAAGCCACCGAUUCUAUUCUGUUGACCAGCUUUAUACAAUUUCACAUAUUCCACGUCAGCACUUACUCUUGUCUGUUACAGCCCAAAUCCAUGGCGGACUAUGCUCAGCAAAUACUGUCGUGGGUGCAGGAACAUUCGUUGACAAUGGCGUUAAAGAGCUGUCGACUCUUGCUGUACGCUAUUCAUCGAUUGGCGGUGGCUAAUCCAUCCUCAUGUAAUUACAUCUUAACUGCCAGUGAAUUCCUAUUCCACGCUCUGGACGUGCUGGUGCUAUUAGCAUUGUCACCAAACAAGCAUAUUGCUAAAGAAGCAAGAUCCAUGAUGAAAUCCUGCUUGAAUGAAUUAGACUCUAUUAAAUUCAUGCAAGGCCAUCAGGUGCCACCAGAAGACCUGACCUCGCCACUGACUAAAAACAUGUUCAAGAUCAUGAGUGGCAGCAAAUUUGAUGUAGACUAUUACGAUCAGUUUCCUCACCCUUGGUUUGCAAUGAUGUAUGACGCCAGCCAUUUCAUCACUUCGCAAUAA
This is a messenger RNA of Mucor velutinosus, 2169 nucleotides long. RefSeq lists its product as uncharacterized. Gene Ontology annotation, cellular component: nucleus. The transcript has 4 exons. Gene Ontology annotation, molecular function: zinc ion binding; DNA-binding transcription factor activity, RNA polymerase II-specific. NCBI's taxonomy places the organism in Eukaryota, Fungi, Mucoromycota, Mucoromycetes, Mucorales, Mucoraceae. The record is from RefSeq and is a predicted model, not a curated record. Gene Ontology annotation, biological process: regulation of DNA-templated transcription. The coding region runs from base 1 to 2169 and encodes 722 amino acids.